Messenger RNA from Rhizoctonia solani, 2376 nucleotides. RefSeq names its product pyridine nucleotide-disulfide oxidoreductase. The coding region runs from base 1 to 2376 and encodes 791 amino acids. The record is from RefSeq and is a predicted model, not a curated record. Gene Ontology annotation, cellular component: TRC complex; membrane. Gene Ontology annotation, biological process: post-translational protein targeting to endoplasmic reticulum membrane. Gene Ontology annotation, molecular function: oxidoreductase activity; molecular adaptor activity; protein binding. Lineage: Eukaryota; Fungi; Basidiomycota; Agaricomycetes; Cantharellales; Ceratobasidiaceae. The transcript is spliced from 16 exons.
AUGGCCGAUAAGAAACAGAAAUUGGUACUUUCCAUCAUUGAGUUCCUAGAUAGCUCUAUUACAGAUGGGUCUAUCAAAAGCGACGACAAAGAGGGCAUUGAGGUUGCAAUCCAAUGCAUAGGAGAAGCAUUUGGCGUCGAUCCUUCCAAUACAGAGCAAAAGGAGAAGCUUAGCAUCAAGCCUGCGACUCUCCAGUCCCUAUUCGAAGUAUAUCUCAAGACGAAGGAUAAGGUCGGCGCUCAGGUCAGUCUCUCUCCCUAUGCCCAAAUGUCCUGUUCACCAAUCUAUGCUAUUAAGGAUACCAAAUCUGCCUCGACCCCUGCUGCAUCAACGCCAUCCGGACCCUCUGCUGCAGAUAAAGCAAAAGCGGAAAAGCACAAGCAGGACGGCAACAACUUCAUAGCCAGCAAAGAAUACAACCGCGCUGUCGACGCGUACACCGAGGCUAUCGCCUUGGAUCCCAACAACCCGGUUUACUACUCCAACCGUGCGGCCGCGUGGAGUUCAAUGGGCGAUCACGCCGUAGCUGCAGACGAUGCCGAAAUGGCCAUUGCCGUGGACCCCAAGUUCGUCAAGGCUUACUCGAGGCUCGGACAUGCGCAUUUCUCUCUGGGCGACUACGAAGCUGCCAAAGCUGCCUUUGAACGCGGCCUCGCGAUCGAGCCUAAUAACGCGAAUCUCAAGCAGGGGUUAUCCAACGCUCAAUCGAAACUUGGAGGCUCUUCUGCUGCCGCUACGACUCGUGCGCCUCCAGCUGCUUCUCCGCCUCCAGGAGGCGGUGGAUUCGACUGGAGCCAGAUGGCUAACCUUAUGGGUGGCAUGGGUGGCGGCGCAGGGGCUGGCGCCGGUGCCGGUGCCGGUGCCGGUGCUGGUGGAGCUGGCGGAGGAGGGGGAAUGCCAGACCUGGCUAGCAUGCUCAAUAAUCCACAAAUCAUGGCCAUGGCUCAGCAGAUGAUGGCAAAUGGAGGCAUGGAUCAACUGAUGCAGAAUCCGGCUAUUAGGAACAUGGCAAGUCGAGCUCAGAGUGGUGGUGGGAUGCCAAGCAUGGCUGAGAUUAUGGCGGAUCCUUCGUUGAGAGAAUUGGCAUCAAACUUUAUGGGCGGAGCAGGUCGAGGCGCACCACCGCCUGGCAAUGCCUACUAUCCAGUUAUGAAGAAUAUUGUUGUUAUUGGCGCUGGUGGAGGGGGCGUACCAUUGAUCCAGGCGCUUCAGAAACGAUUGAAUCGAGAAACGCACUUACUAGUUGUGAUUGAACAGCGAGAUUAUUAUGCCCACUGGCCCUCGUUGAUACGGGCAUCAGUCACUAAUGAGGGAUCUUUUGACGAAAGAGGACUUAUUCCCUACGAUAGGGCUUUCGGGCCCCUGGUCAACAUUGUCCAUUCUAACGUGAGGGAGAUAACUUCGGCUGCAGUAGUUACCGAUGGUGGGUCUAUACCGUUUGAGCACCUGAUUCUUGCCACCGGAAGUAUUUGGAAUGGCUCGCUGGCUCUCCCGCCUGCUCGCGUUGAUGCGAUCGAGUACCUACGAGCGUUUCGGACCAAGCUAGAAGCCGCGCAGAAUAUAGUGAUAGUUGGUGGAGGGGCUGUGGGAGUUGAAUAUGCUGGCGAGCUGCGAUAUUUCAUGCCGGACAAGAGGGUAACGAUUGUUCAUGGAGCACUAAUGAUCAUAAAUGCAACAUAUCCACCGAAAUUUCGCAAGUCGUUAUACAACGGACUCACAAAGAUGGGCGUAAACGUAAUUCUCGGAGACAAGAUCUCACCCGAAGCCAUCCCUCAAGAUGGAAUCGUGACUACGGAAAGUGGAAAGCAGAUCCAGGCAGACCUUGUAAUCAAUGCCACUGGUGGCCAGCCUAAUACAUCAUGCCUCCGCUCGCUGGAUCCUAGCGCGCUUACCGCUAGGGGGACAGUUCAUGUCACCCCUGAUCUUCGCGUCAAAUUCGCAUCUGGCACACAUAACAUCUGGGCACUAGGUGAUAUAAUUGAGUGGCCUGAACAAAAGAUGUAUCUGAAAGCUGCUACCGGACAUGCUCCCGUCCUGGUUAAGAAUAUUUUGGCCGCCAUCAGUGGUGGCAAACUUUCUGAAUACAAGGGUAAACCCGAGUUGAUCAUGGUAACACUUGGCCUCAAGGGCGGGCGUGGAUUUGCGCCAGCUAAUCCUGCCUCGGGCAAAGAAUGGGCAGUCAAACCCACCAAUCUAAUCCGGCAUAUAAUGGCGCACAACAAGGUUAAAUGGUUCCGGUGCCCUACUUCUACUUGUAAUCUUCAGUUUACGACGAGAGAUCAAGGGAACAAGCAUUUGACAAAGCAUCAUCAUGGUACCGGCGCGAUGCUAAUAGAACUGGGACCGGACCACGAGUUCCGGAUGUGGGAUGCGUAA